Molecule: messenger RNA, 3032 nt
Organism: Schistosoma haematobium
Lineage: Eukaryota; Metazoa; Platyhelminthes; Trematoda; Strigeidida; Schistosomatidae
Exons: 8
Coding region: 1653-2732 (359 amino acids)
Source: RefSeq, a predicted model, not a curated record
UAUGCAGUGAACGAAGUCAAAAUGUGUCUACUUGUUGUUAAGCAUAAUUAGUUUUAACUAAACAGUUGAAUUUAUGUUUUGUAUGGAUCCCUCGUUUUGCAAAUCUAGGAAUUCUGAAGCAACCUGGUACUUUUUGAUAAUCUAGAUUUCAGAACCAACGGAUUUUCUAGGUCAUUUUAACUUGAUAUAUUUACUGACGGUGAUCUAAACAAUUUGGUUUCACUUGAUUUUUGAUGUAGAGACCGUCUUAAACGGCGCCAAAACUUUUGCCAGCAAGUUUUAUGAUUUUUCGAACCUAUUUUAUAGAACCUUUUUUUCUAUGAGUAAUGACAGGGAAAAAAAGCCGUAUUGGUAGAUAACUCCAAAGAAUGAAUUGUUUUGUAAGCACUCAACAUUGAUGCUGACCGUUUUAGUGUUACAAAACACUGGCCAGCUGAAGAUACUCGAUCACGUAUACACGUCAGACCCAGUUUUAACUUAUUACAAGAUGCUUCUCCUGUUGUAAAUACUAGCGUAGAGGUUUCACAUUACGCUGCCGACCGUCAUCCGCCUCUUCUAUAUAAGGCUCGGGUCAUCUCAUCAGGAGAAAUUUAGAUCUUCAAUGUGUUUGCAAACGUUGCUCUACCAGGUGUCUAUAUAACAGUUUCUAGCCAAUUUACAACGGUCUCUAAAACAUAGGGACAAAUGUUUUGAAUAUCACAUACUGUAUGUCGUAUUUACUUUCAUAUUAGGCCAUCAAAAUUAGAACGACAGCAUAAAACCCUAAAUAUUAAAUAAGACAGUCUCUUUCUUCAGAAAUUAUGUUUUGUCGCACAUCUUUAUGAUAGAUAAACAGGUUUUUAAGUGCUAUCUCAGUUUUUAUCACAGUUUGAAAAGACUAGUCUCUCAAGAUUAAUUUAUACAUUUUAUAUUUUAAUUCGGGUUUACGAGCUUUCGUAACACUUUUGACAUUUUGUGAUGCUUUGGAGUUUUCACCGGAUUUUCGAUGUGGUGAUUUCUUCAUUGUAUGAAUAUUACAAUUCUAAGCUAUGUAACUCUAAAGUCAACCAAAAUUUUCAAAGUUUGUUACUAGCUUUGAGGAACAAAAUGUGUUAUAUUUCGUUCGUAGAUUCCAUGACCUAGUGUUUUUAUGUACUGAUUGUCAUUCUUCACCUUUCUAUUGUUUGGAUUGGCCUUUAUAUAUUUAUUUCCUAUCUCAUGAAAUGAUCCUAAACAUAUUAACCUUGAUCUCUAUAAGAAUUAUUUUAACUUCGUGGAGUUUACAGAAUUCAGGUGUUAAAACUUCUAAAUGCACCGCGUUUUGCUUUGAUAUUUUCACCCUUUGUUUUCUUUUCGAAAAAUGUAUUUUAAUGAUCAGGUAGAACUCAGGUUAGUAACUGCGUUGUGUUCUUUUUAUAGGGAUAUAAAUAUUAGUGAUAAUAUCAAGAUUCCUUCAGAUUACUUUUGAUUUCUGGCUUUGAAAUUGUUAAAUAGUUCAGUUUAUGAUAGAAAGACAACAAUUGAUUUUAUUCUUGGAAUGCAACUAUGUUAUUUAUCUCAGUUCACAUAUCGGAAUUCGGAUCGAUUAUAAAAUUUGCAAAUAUUGUUCUCACAUCCUAAACUACCAAGGAUCUUAAAUUUGUGAUAUUGUUGAACAAUAAACUUGUACCGUAAUGGCAUUAAGCUGUUUUUCUCGCUUAAUAUGGGAGCAGAUAAUGAGCUGUUUGCCACCAGUGCACUUUUAUGAAGCCCGUUGUAUCAUUGGGGAAGAUCUUAUUGAUCAGACAUUGGAAUUAAAAUCUGAAAUUAUUUCUGUUUUAGAACUAGCCAACAAUAACGAUUCUUUUCUACCAACCUCUCUAGAUUCUUCAAAUUGCUCAACUGACGUGGAAUAUUUCACUUUCCUUUAUUUAAAUUCCAUCGAAAAAUCGAAGCACAAUAAUCCUGAUCAAACAUUUGAUGGUUUGAAAGAAGAAUCUGAACUUGAAUAUUACACUCGAAAAAUAAGAAAUGCUAUACUUGCAGAAAUCUCACAUUUGAAAACUUACUUACAAAAUAUUCAGAAUUCUCUUUUGGAAAACUUUAGUACAUUAAAUCAUGAACAGGAAAAUAUCAGUCAAACCCUUCAAGUAGAUUCAAUAUCAUCCAAACCAAAACCAGUUCACAACAAUUCAGUAACUAACCAGAAACUGUCUUGCGGUUUAGAGUUCCUCCUUAGUCAAAAUUCAAUUAAUGGGUUACUUAGCAAUUCAAAUGUUCCUUGUUCAUCAGUUUCAUUGUCAAAUCGAUCAUCAAGUGACACUUCCUCUUCUUCAUCCUUAUCCAAUAAAUCUAAGAGAAAAUCAGUUCAUGAUUCGUUGUCUCUUCAUCAGAAUUCGAAUCACUGUAGACAAAUGCAAAUGUUGUCUUUAGAAAAUAACAAAGCUAUUACAAAUAGUAAUAAUGUCCUACGGAAAUCAAUAACUACCUACAAAUUAUCCACCUCAGAGACAAAACAAUUACAAAAUGAUACAAAUCAAAAAUUUGAUGAACAAAUUCAUUUACCUGAUAUUUCAAAUUCAUUUAAACAAUUAAAAGAAAAAUCUUAUUCAAUCAAUAAAUCUCAAAUAACCAAUCAAAAUGUAUUAUAUAAAUCAGAUUCAAAUCAAUUAUGUAAUAUAAAACAAAUAUAUUCUAAUGAUAAUCGUUAUAAUUCAGCGCAAAAAUUUCGACAAAUGAUAUUAAAAGCGCGUCAAGAUAGCGGAAAUUAUUAAAAAUCAAUUCUAUUAUUGAUUGUUAUUUGUUUUUUUCCAUUUAAUUAUUUUGAUGAUAUUAAAUCGAUAAUAUUGAUUUAUUAAAUAAAUAAAUUUGUAAAUAUUUUUUUAAAAUUUUCAAUAAAAUAUAAGAAAUAAUUGGUUGUAUUCAUUUUGAUUUGAUUUUUUGUUCAAGUAUGUUCUACUAAAAAGUUGGGGUAAACUCAUUUCAACCCCUCAAGUUUACAGCAUUUUCGAUCUUCAUAAUCAUGGGGCUUUGAAAAGAUGAAGUGAAAUAAUCAAGUAUUAAAGCUUAACUUA